This is a messenger RNA of Penicillium coprophilum, 1128 nucleotides long. RefSeq lists its product as uncharacterized. Lineage: Eukaryota; Fungi; Ascomycota; Eurotiomycetes; Eurotiales; Aspergillaceae. Bases 1 to 1128 code for a protein of 375 amino acids. The transcript has a single exon. The record is from RefSeq and is a predicted model, not a curated record.
AUGCGACCGCGUCGCUUUCGACAGUUCACAACCCGGACUAAGGAAUGGGAGACAUUCCAGGACCUGGUCCCAUCUUUACCACCAGCCCCGUUGACAUCGCCCCUAUUUACCGUUUUCCCCCCUGAGAUCCGCAAUCGCAUUUACACGCUUGCGCUUGAGUCCGAGGACGUUCUGCCGGACAAAGAUUCUCACUCUCUCUAUCAGCAAAAUGACUUCUACUACCGGCCCGGGUACAAGCAGCCUAAGCGCAUCCAGACUGCCCUCCUCCAGACAUGCCAGCAAAUCUACGGCGAGGCAUCCCUCCUCCCGCCAGCAGUGAAUGAGCAUACUUUUUGGUUUUAUCGAUCCCCGCCGCAUGUCAAUGAUGCCUCGUCACCGCUCAAUUACUUUCGCAAAAUGACUCCAAAACAGCGAGCUCAGGUGCAACAUCUACACUUAUUCACCCAACAGUAUUUCCUGGAGGACAAUGAUUGGUCCCAGAUAUGGAAUGGACUAAUAAUAAGCAGCAAUGGGCCCGGCUUGCCAGAGUGCAGGAUCGCACCGAAGAAGAUCACCAUCACGCUUCGGCACACGGACUGGUGGUUCUGGGAGAACAACGACCCUCUGGGUAUCGAUCCGUUCCGUCCCGGGAGGACCCACGCAGCCCAGAUGGGCGAGGCUGUUUCCGCAGAUGACGCAGCUCGAGCAUGGGGAAAUCGAUUCAGCUCAAUCCCCUGUCUUGAGGAACUGGUGAUCGAAUUCGAGACAAUUAUGCGGAAGAGAGACCAACUAGAUUCUAUCCUACUAUCAGCUCUCGAGUGGAAGUUUCCCGUGCAAGCUGACAAGGGUUUGUAUUUGAUAUCUGAUCCUAAGUCAAAGAGUGCGUAUACGUGGGUUGGGGCGAAAGAGGCCGAGUUGAAAAUGCAUAGACGGGCCAGGCCCUUCGAUCUGGACACUGAGACAGGACCUGAAUCUGGCCAGGAGCAGGAAACGGUUCCUGCAGCCCCAAAUUUGGUGCCAUUUGAUCCUCAAUCCCUUUCAAGCACAAAUAACACCACUGGUCUUGCAGACCGUCCUCAGCCACCUGACGCAGAUUCGGAGUUCUAUGUUGUCUUCUUGACUUGGAGGAAACACCGAGUGCAGGAGUAG